AAUGUCAUAUUUAAAUGAUUCCCAUUGAAUGAAAAUAUUGCAUUCCAUAUUUCCAUGUGAUAAAUAUUCCAUCUUUAUAAAAUAUGUCUGCAAUGGCAGCACUUUUGCAAAUUACAACAAUUGCAACAUUUUGGACAUUAUCACACCAAAAGGAUUCCCCAGCGGAAUUUAUUAAUUUAUCAACCACCACAUGCGGAAUAGGAUCGCAACAACAGCGUUCCCACAGAAUAAUCGGUGGCAGUGACGCCCUGGGAGGCGAAUAUCCUUGGACCGUCUCCCUCCAGAGUAAAGAAGGGUCCCACUUUUGUGGUGGAGUCAUUCUCGAUCGCCAUCACAUCCUCACAGCUGCCCAUUGCUUCAUUUUCCACUUAUACGGCAGAACCACCUCCACGGUAUUGUUAAACUCUACGUUAAUAAUUGCUGGAACGAACGAUAUGAAAUCGUCCCACACUCCCGGCCAGCGUCAUACCCUCUCCAAAUUAAUAAUGCAUCCAGGAUUUUCAUAUUUUUAUCCCGAUUUUCAUAAUGACAUUGCCCUUGUGAGAAUAGGAGGUCGUGGAUUCGAGUGGAAUUCUCACGUCCAACCGGCUUGUUUGAGUACGGAUAAUAAAUCUAAAUUGUGGGGCUAUGUGGCCGGUUGGGGGGUGCAGUCAAGAGAAGAUCAUGAAACCGGAUUAUUGCGUGACGGUCGCUUAAAAAAGGUAUCUCUGCCAAUUUGGUCCAAUUCGAAGUGUCAAGAAGCGUAUAAAUCUGCUGGAAUUGAUUGGAUUACAAAACCUUCUCACUUGUGUGCUGGAUGGAAAAAUGGGUCAAAAGAUAGUUGCAGUGGCGAUUCAGGUUCUGCCCUGUUUGUAAAAAGUGACACUGGUCGAAUGGUGGCGAGUGGAUUAGUUUCCGGUGGUGAAGGCUGUUCUAAUGGGAUUCCUGGAAUUUACACAAGGAUUUCUUAUUUCCUACCGUGGAUUAAAGCGAAUUUAAUAUCAUUGUAGAACUGGACUCAAAUUUCGUACCAUUUAUAAAGGAAGUUUAUUUAAAAAAGGUCAAUUAAACGUGUGCUAGAUAAAUACAACAAUUGUCACAAAAUAAACAAAUAUUAAAUGACCUCAAUUUUAUGCUUAAUAAUUAUAUGGAAGCGUAUUUUACUAACACAAUAAAAUGAAGGCACUGAUUUAUUGGUUCUUUCUCGUGGGUUGUUGGGAAAUCUUAGGAAAUAUUCCCCCUGAUUUCAACGUCAAGUUCGUCUUAGCUUUCAAAAACAUUCCCAAAAAGGACACUGGAGGGGGAAAAGCCGGGGAAACUGACCCAUUUGUCAAAGUCCAAAAUGAGUACGAUCACAAAGCAUACGUUUCAAAAGUAUUGAUGGAUACAAAAUCUGGGAUAAUUCCUGCUUUGUUUGAAUUCGACUGGAGUUAUGGACAUCCAAUCCUAUUUAGCAUUGAAAUGCACGAUUACGACCCUGGAAUCAUAAGCAACUCCAACGAGUACAUUGGGCGGACUCGAGUAUACCAACCCCAGUUGUGGUACGAGAACGACACUGGCGUCGACGAGCAGGUCCUUUAUCAACAUUUUGGAACUACUGGAAAAUACACAAAUCUGCAGCGAGAUGGACAAGAUUCGACGUUGUCAUUGCACUAUUUAAUUGACAACGAGGUUGAUAACAGCACACAUCCCAAGUUAAAAGCAUGGAAAGAAAAUAAACCAGAAUUCGAUGUCAUUAGGAUUGAUAAAUGAUUAGUUAAUAAAUCGUUUUUGUGUG
Messenger RNA from Folsomia candida, 1756 nucleotides. Its product is annotated as trypsin-1. Gene Ontology annotation, molecular function: serine-type endopeptidase activity. The coding region runs from base 84 to 989 and encodes 301 amino acids. The record is from RefSeq and is a predicted model, not a curated record. Gene Ontology annotation, biological process: proteolysis. The transcript has 9 exons. NCBI's taxonomy places the organism in Eukaryota, Metazoa, Arthropoda, Collembola, Entomobryomorpha, Isotomidae.